Zygosaccharomyces rouxii is the source of this 690-nucleotide messenger RNA. RefSeq names its product putative uridine kinase DAS2 (gene DAS2). The transcript has a single exon. The record is from RefSeq and is a predicted model, not a curated record. The coding region runs from base 1 to 690 and encodes 229 amino acids. Gene Ontology annotation, molecular function: ATP binding; kinase activity. NCBI's taxonomy places the organism in Eukaryota, Fungi, Ascomycota, Saccharomycetes, Saccharomycetales, Saccharomycetaceae.
AUGAGCCCUAGCAUCCAGCAGAUUGUGGUUUCCAUCGGUGGAGGACAUGCUACUGGUGUAGUUGAGACUGGUGAAGAGAUAGAGAGGUCCCUCAAGAACCUUUUCCCUUCAACAAAUGUUAAAAUAAUAAACCUGGAUAAACUGGAUCCAAAUAAACCUAGACAGUACAAUUACAAGGACUACGAUUUUGAUCAAGUUUACAAUGAGAUAUGCGGUGCAGGCCAGAAGCGAUCCAGUAUAGUCGGGAACGUAGAACCACACAUGCAAGACCCUGUAGAGAUUGUACUGCUAUGUGGAUGCUAUGCACUUUAUGAUAAUAGGAUUAACGAAAUUGUGCAACUUAAGAUUUUUCUAGAUAGCGAUGGUGACAAGAGGUUGAUUAAUCUAAUUCAUCAGAAUCAUAUUACCACUAGAGAACAAUUGGCUGAAUUACUCGCGGAAUACUUGGAUCAUCUGAGAUUAGAAAUGCAAAAGUACAUCAAACCUACUAGAGCACAAGCAGAUCUAAUCAUUCCCAGCAAUUUUGACACCACCGCUCGUGACAUUAUAGUCGAUGGUAUAUGUAAAGUAGUUGAAGCAAUAAAGGGGAACCAAAGUCCACCAGCUAUUUCCAAAAUUUCACCAUUGCUAUUGGAUUUUGAAGCAGAAGCAAUGGACGUUGAGAAGGAAAGGUACUAUGAUUUAUCAUAG